Molecule: messenger RNA, 3393 nt
Organism: Penicillium vulpinum
Lineage: Eukaryota; Fungi; Ascomycota; Eurotiomycetes; Eurotiales; Aspergillaceae
Exons: 4
Coding region: 1-3393 (1130 amino acids)
Biological process (GO): proteolysis
Molecular function (GO): protein binding; serine-type endopeptidase activity
Source: RefSeq, a predicted model, not a curated record
AUGCGGUCACAUUACCAUCUCAAACAUUCCCUCGAAGAUUCGGACAGUAGCGACGGUGACGAAAGACCAUAUGCCAGUGAUCAGACAUUAGAGACACAUCUCGCAGAUAUGUUGAAGUUACUGCGUUCCAAAAUCUCUUUGGAGUCCAUCGAUCAGGAAAAGAAGGAUCUGGUGGCUUCAGGCCUUAAUAAGAGCGAAAAGACAGCACUGCAUCUAUUAGCACAAAAGUCCCCAGAGGAUCUUCCUGGCAGCAAAUAUCUUAGACCACUAGUCCGUUUCCUCAUUACUCAUGACUCUCGUCCACUGAGCAAGCCGGAUAAGACCGGCGACUAUCCUCUUCAUGUUGCCAUAAAGAAUGACAACAAGGCCAUGGUCACACUGAUUGAUAAGGAAGGUGGCGAGGAGUUUGAAAGUGCGAUCGGCUUGCCCGAUUCAUCCCAAAAGAACUGCAUUCAUCUCGCCAUUGAGCACGAUCUGGACAACUUGAUGUAUUUGGUAGAUAUUGCAUCCGCAGAAGCACUAUGCGCCAAAGACAAGGAGGGAAACACUCCUCUGCAUCUAGCAGCUGAUUAUAAAAGAUGCUGCAAGGAAUCUAUCAAGCUUAUCGAGGCCAUAAUUGACAAGACUUGUGAGAAAGUGAAGGUGAUCGAAGAUCCAGAUUUCAAUCUCGAGAACAGAUCGCCCUAUCUUCACCACCUUUACACUCGUGGUGAUGGAGGGCAACAGUUUGGGACGCCAGCUAGGUUGCUGGAUGGUCAGAGUCAAAUGAUCCCUUGGAUAGGGAAGAGCCCGGAAUAUUCCAAGGCAGGUCGGGGCGAUCAUCGAGGGCCUAGCAGCGUUAAACCACCGAAACCAAUGAUGAAUGCGUCAUUGUCUCGGUCACAGGCCCCAAUCGGAAGCAAUGGAUUAUCAGUGAGCAACACAUCAGUAAAGAGUACGAGAAAGGAUGAGAUACCUAUUCAAAGUAAGGAAAAAUCAGCUCAGAUGCGCAUCCAACGCGAUGAUGGGGUAGCUCAUCCUCAUAAUAUGGAUCCAUCAGAAUCACCAAGCGAGAACAACCCAAUCUCCUCUUCAAUCGACUGGGCUCAAAAAGUUGAGGAGUUACUUAUGACUCACUAUCUCAGAAGCAGGGGGCACGACGCUGCGGUGGAAAUUCUCUAUGGUCGACAAGGACUUCGCAACAGCUUAAACAAAGCAAUCUUCUUGGACCUCAGCUCGAAGCAUAUGUCAAAGCUCAAUGACAUCCAACGCACACUGCAAAGUCUGGACUUUGAGGAUAUGUUGCAAAGCGUAUACAUUCCGCGGCUGGACCGAAGCAAUGGCGUAAUUGAAGCAAAUACUGCGAGAUCAUCGAUCGAGGAUGUUCAUAAGCUGUUUAAUGGAGAAAAGUUGAAAAGGGUGCGAAAAAUAUUCAAGAUUGUUGUGGAUGAUCUGGAAAAACCUGCAUACAGCGACGCAACGAUCGAAAACACCAUGAUGGGUAAAGGGGUAGAGAUCUGGGAUUGGAGGAAGAUCGACCUAUGCCCCGCGCUGAUCCGGCGUGUAGCCCCCGGUGUCAAACAUCUUAGUCUGUACUGGAGUGGGAAUAAUGUGGUUCUUCGUGGAUGGAGCGAGCAAGAUGGGCUUGUAAAAUUGAGGGAACUACAAGCAAUUGUGGUACAUGUUCAAGAGAACCUCGAAGCAUUCCAGCUCCGCAUUCAGUCAUUCUUCAUUCCAGAUCGUAUCAAACAAGUUCUCGAGCAUGAAGACUUUUAUUAUGUCAAAGGAGAUCUUGAAAGGUUUGUCGAGCUCGAGAUCAAACCUUGGUCCGAGGAUCGGAGAGUUAUCCAGACCUUUGCGGGAUUGGUCAGUGAUAUCUCAUUUAACGUGAUGGAAGCUCAAAUAGUUGAAGCCAUGACUCAGCUUGUGAAGGCAGCAUCCAGUCAAAGUACAGGAGGGGUGAGAAGGCAGCCCCCUCAGACCCGUAAUGACGGUCCCAAUAUCGAGCAAGAAUCCAAGGAAUUCGCCAGAACGGUGGUGGCUUCUUUCCCAGCCAAUAUCCGGACACAGUUGAAUGAAUAUGCAGAAGUCUGUGAAAAGAAGAGGCAGUUGAAAAAUUCCAGUAAAAGAGAGGAGAAAAAGGCCAUUCUCGAAGCACGCGAUGCUGUCAAGGAAAAGCUACGUGAAGACCUGGGUGAACAUGUUCGCAAACUAGACAAAGACCUGAGCAAGUUUGCCACUUUUAUUGCCCAGUCGCGAUGGAGACAUGUUCGCCCCCCAGAGAUAAAAUUCCUAUAUCCGGGAAGAGCUCGCCAUCUGAUCGGUCAAGGUAGAGAUAUGACAAAGGACCAAAAGAACGCUCAGAAACACCGGUGGGUGCAAUGCAUGGAUCAUUUCAGAUCAAGGCUUUUUGAGGCAGUGAGGAAUUUCGAAGACUUCAACAUCGAUGAUCGAAUUCAGGCUCAGGGUGAGCCGAUCACGGUUGCACUGAUCGACGACGGGGUUAAUAUAGAUAAACUGGACCACCAUGACGGUUACGGAAAGAUAGAUGGCCGGAGCUUUCACCGAGACCCCCAAGACCCUCAUUUCACCAAGCCGUAUUACGAAUCUAGCCACGGCCAUGGCACCCUGAUGGCUAACCAGGUGUACCGAAUCUGUCCCAAGGUGCAGUUGCUUGUGCUCAAGUUGAAUCAUACCAAGGGCGGUAAGGACGGUAAGCCUUGCAUCACACCCGAGAGUGCUGCACGGGCGAUCGAGUAUGCUGUUGAAAGGAAGGUCCACAUCAUAAGCAUGUCGUGGACUAUCCUUGCUCCAGCAUCGACUACGGAAAUAGAGCCUGGUUUUCAAAAUCUCAGAACAGCCCUGCUAAAGGCACAGACGGCAAAAAUACUCCUGUUUUGCUCGGCCAGCGAUCAGGGCCAAGACAAAUCUCUUACAUAUCCAACCAAUUCCCUAAAAGACUGUUUCAAAAUCGGCGGCGCAGAUGACGAUGGGGUUCCGCAUGGCGCAGUCGGAGGGCCUAGCAACUUCAACUAUACGUUCCCGGGGGAGACAACAACGAAUGGUGUCUAUAAAGAGGGCACAAUGGAACAAAAGCUCUUUACGGGGUCCUCGAUCGCGACAGCCCUUGCUGCUGGAUUUGCAGCACUCAUUCUCUACUGUGCCCAGGUGCGAUUGGUAUGUGCGAAUGACGAAAAUGAGAAGAAUAUGUGCGCCAAAGCUUUCGCGCUCCUCAAGACCCAUGCCGGUAUGUCCAAGGCAUUUGAUAACGUCUCUAAUGACUCCAAGACUAAAUAUCUGCCCGUUUGGGAUACAUUUGAGCGCAAGAUCGGAGUUGGUGACUCGGCGAUUGAAAUUGUGAAAGCGAUUCCAUCUAGUGUUUCCCCUGCACUGUAUACUUCCCGCGGCUUUUAG